GCUGUGGGCUCGGUGUGGUGCGAGGGAGGGGAGGAAGCCGAGGCAGACUACAGGAGUAGUGAGGCGGGGGAUGUCCGCCGCCUGGUCGCCCGCUAGUGCUUUGCGCACUCGCCGUGGCCUUCUCAUUUUCAUGAAUUAGCCCUGCGGGGUGCGGACUGAGGGCAGGAGCGAGCACCUCAGUGUAACCGGCGCCCCAGGCAUGGCCAGCUCGUGUGCCGUCCAGGUGAAGCUGGAGUUGGGGCACCGAGCCCAGGUCAGGAAGAAACCCACCGUGGAGGGCUUCACCCACGACUGGAUGGUAUUUGUCAGAGGGCCCGAACACAGCAACAUUCAGCACUUUGUGGAGAAAGUCGUCUUUCACUUGCACGAGAGCUUCCCUAGGCCGAAAAGAGUGUGCAAGGAUCCACCCUACAAAGUGGAAGAAUCUGGGUAUGCUGGUUUCAUUUUGCCAAUUGAGGUUUACUUCAAAAACAAGGAAGAGCCUAAGAAAGUUCGGUUUGACUAUGACUUAUUCCUGCACCUUGAAGGCCACCCACCUGUAAAUCACCUCCGCUGUGAAAAGCUCACAUUCAACAACCCGACAGAGGAAUUCAGAAGAAAGCUGCUAAAAGCAGGAGGGAUCAUGGUAAUGUCAGAUGGCACAUCAUUCUCAGGACAGAGCCUCCAUCUCCCCAGUCUUUCCAGUAAUUCCCUGUCUUUUCCUGAUACAAAGAAGAAAUCAUCUCAUGGGCCAAAGGACCCAACUAGGAUUCUGAACACACAUAGCAGCAGCAGCAGUAGUAACACUUGUUCAAAGACUCACAAAUUAACUAAGGAGCACAAGGAAAAAACUUCUAAAGACUCAAAAGAACAUAAAAGUGCCUUCAAAGAUCCUUCCAGGGAACACAGCAAAUUUUCCAAAGAAUCCUCUAAGAAACCCAAAGAAAACAAACCACUAAAAGAUGAAAAAAUAGUUCCUAAAAUGGCCUUCAAGGAACCAAAACCUAUGUCUAAGGAGCUGAAAUCUGAAAAUGCUGCCAUCCUUACCAUAGCAUGUGGGCAGCAGCAUGAAAAGAAGACUCCCACCAAAAGGUCCUCUGUUCUAGAUUCUGAUGAACCUUCUGUCAAAAAAAGGAAAAAAAGUGGCUCAGAAGCAUUGUUCAAAAGCUUUUCUAGUGCCCCACCGCUGGUACUUACUUGUUCAACUGACAGAAAACAAACAAAGGAUAAAUCUCAACUUAAGGUGGGGAAAGUCAAAAUUGAAAGUGAUGCUCUGGAAAGGAAGACACCUACAUUGCCACCAUUUGAUGAUAUUGUGGAUCCAAAUGAUUCUGACACAGAGGAAAACAUGUCCUCCAAAUCUGACUCUGAACAGCCCAGCCCUGCCAGUUCCAGCUCCAGUUCCAGUUCCAGUUUUGCGCCAUCUCAAAACAGCAGACAACAAGGUCCAUUGAGAUCUAUAAUGAAAGAUCUACAUUCAGAUGAUAAUGAAGAUGAAUCAGAUGAAGCAGAGGAGAAUGACAAUGAUUCAGAGUUAGAACGACCUGUAAAUACACGAGGAGGAAGCAAGAAUUGCAAGGUUAGUCUGAGCGAUGGCAGUGACAGUGAAAGCAGUUCAGCUUCCUCACCACUACAUCAUGAGCCAGCACCACCUUUACUGAAAACCAACAACCAGGUUUUAGAAGUGAAAAGUCCAAUGAAGCAAAACAAAUCUGAGAAACAGAUAAAGAAUGGGGAUUGUGAUAAGGCAUAUCUUGAUGAACUAGUAGAGCUCCACAGAAGACUAAUGUCAUUGAGAGAGCGACAUGUACUGCAGCAGAUAGUAAAUCUUAUAGAAGAAACUGGACACUUUCAUAUCACAAAUACAACCUUUGACUUUGAUCUUUGUUCAUUGGACAAGACCACAGUACGUAAACUACAAAGUUAUCUGGAAACAUCUGGAACCUCAUGAGGAUUCAGCAUCUGGCGGCAUCAGAAACUGUUCUUUAAAUGAAGGAUUCAGCAUGAUGCAACCAAAAUGGGAGGAAAAAAGAAAACAACCCUCUUCAGCUUUAUUCUUCCUUAAAGCCAGUCAUCAACUCUUGAUAAGGGAGAGGAAAAGUGAGAAGACUCAGAUGAUAGCACUUCUCAAGAAGAAAAUGCUGUGGAAGAAUUUGCCUGGAUAACCUUGAAAAACAAACACACAAACAGAAAAACUUGGUCUUAAUGAAUGUGUAUGGUGGCAUGUAUCUCUCUGUGGUGUUCCAGUCCACAAGAGGAAUGCAUGUUCAGCACACUGCCUUAUUACAUAACUGAUCUAUUUAUUAUUCCAUACAUGUAUUCUAAAGUCAAUGUGUCAUUGAGUGACACCACCAGAUGUUGCAAGUUGUGGGGGGUCCUCUGUGUGCUCUUCUGAUGCAGUACUGUCACAAGCCUAGUAACCUUAUUCAUGUUAAAAUGCCUCUUCUUGCCAUCUUUCUCUAGUCACUUAAAACACUGCAGUCUUGUUUUCACUUCUGGGGUUCCAGGAAACAAGACACAAAGUUGGGGAUCAAACAGUGGCUGUAUAAUUUUGUUUCUCAUCUGCCACAGUGGGUUGGACCGCAGGUCCUUGAUUCUAUCCAUUUACUGAUCUUGACCAUCAUAGAAAAAGCACCAAAUAGGAUCACUUGACUUGCUGUCUAACCUUAGUGAAUAAGCCAGUAAGACUUUUAACAAAAAAUGUUAUGUAUACUGUCCUGAUUCCAGCAUCUUUUGCAGUCUGCAUUUCUUGUGUCUGUUAUAAUAUGAAAUUAGAAGUGUUCUGCAGGAUUGUCAUAAAAUAAGAAGUACUGGUCCUGUCUUCUAAGGAAACGUUGUAGAAAAUUCUUAUUUUGGGGCUAUUUAUUACUACAGGUUUCAACACUCCUCUGCUGCCAGUGUGUGACUCACUUUAACCAUUGCAAAACACUUUUGUUUGUUUGUAUAGUACAUAGUUUGCUUAGAAUAUUUUGGGGUUUUGUUUCUGGUUUUGUGGGUUUUUUUUACAACUGUUAAGUUAAAGCCCCUUAUUUGAAAUGAAAAAAACCAAACCAACAAACAACAAAACAAAAAAAACCAACAAACCAUGUUGGAAUAAAUACAUACAUGGUACAUCGUGUAUAUGUGUGUGGGUAUAUAUACAUGCACCUGUAUAUAUACAUAUACACACAUGCAUAUAUGCUUCUUUAUGCUUCCCAGAUAUUGGUAUCUGUUCAGUAUCCUGCUUGUGUUUCCAGAAGGAUUUCUGGUCUAUAAAAAUGAAUAUUCUUCCAUACCAUCUGUUAUUCCUUAAAAUCAUGAUCCUUGUUUACGCACGGUCAAAUGAGAGCUACUCAGUUUCACAUCAAAGCUGUAUGCUCUUGUAUUGCUGAUGGUUUCUAGAUUAAAUCAUCCCCUCCUGUAAGAAUUUCAAAUCCCCCAAUGAAAGGAGAAAAAUGUUGAAAAAUACUUCUGGAUUCAAAGAUUUAUUCAGGUUUAACAGCCUUAAAAACAUGUAUCUUAUUUCUGGGCAGGCCAAGAUGUCAUAUGUAUGCUAUAUGCCACAUGCAGUCUGUAUGUGUAGAGCUGAACAGUACUAUCUGUAUGACUUACUGUUCCAUGCACCCAGUUUGUGCAGCACUGUGAAGCUAUAUUCCUGUUUGGGUUAUUUCUUACUCAAAUGGUAAAUUUUAACACUAUUCCUUUAAGUCCAAAGACCUUUUUUUUAGAGGAUGUGGUAUGGAUUGUGUUGAGGGGCUUUUUUCUAACUUAAAAUGUGUUUGACCAGACUCCACAGGAAGUCCUUCUCAGGCUUCCCACGAAUAAGUGUACUUUUCAGUAAUGUUAUGACUCUUAUUGAUGAUUGGCAUGAAGCAUACUUGAAGCAUUUUGUUGUUGUUUUAAGUCCAUGUCUUAAUGUGCAAUUCAGGAGCAAUGGGGAGGAGCAGAAGUGUAAUUUUGAAGUUACUUCUGACAUAAGACAAGUGAUGGUGAGGAGUGUGCAUGUGAAGGGGAUAAAAUUCUUUUUUUUUUUUUAUUCAUUAUUUUAUAUGAAAAUGUUUGGAAAUUUAAAAGCAAACUUAAAAAAAUUUGGUCUUCUA
Messenger RNA from Pogoniulus pusillus (Red-fronted tinkerbird), 4058 nucleotides. RefSeq names its product MLLT3 super elongation complex subunit (gene MLLT3). Bases 200 to 1930 code for a protein of 576 amino acids. Gene Ontology annotation, biological process: positive regulation of DNA-templated transcription. The transcript has 12 exons. Gene Ontology annotation, molecular function: chromatin binding. The record is from RefSeq and is a predicted model, not a curated record. NCBI's taxonomy places the organism in Eukaryota, Metazoa, Chordata, Aves, Piciformes, Lybiidae. Gene Ontology annotation, cellular component: transcription elongation factor complex.